AUGUCUAAAACGUUCAGAUUGAAUAGUUAUCAAGCUCUAGGAAACUCACCUCUGAACAGGAACCCACUCUCCACCCCUGACACCAUUACCCACUGCUGCUCCCCUUGCUGCCAGCCUAUGACUUGCUGCAGGGCCGCCUGCUGCCAACCCAUCUGCUGCAUGUCCAGCUGCUGCCAGUCUUGCUGCUGCCCCAGUUGCUGCAAUACAUCCUGCUGUCGACCUAGCUGCUGUACACCUUGCUGUGGAUCCAGAUGCUGCCAGCCCUCCUGCUGCCCAGCCUGCUGUGUGACCACCUGCUGCAGGACCACCUGCUGCCAACCAGCCUGUGUGACCAGCUGCUGUAGCACACCCUGCUGCCAGCUCACCUACUGCAGCUCCAGCUGUUAUGGCCAAACUGACAGUGGGUCCAGCUGCUACCAACCCAGCUCCUGUGCACCCAUGUACUGCAGGAGAACCUGCUACCAGCCCAUGUGUGCCUUCCUGCCUGGUUGCCUAGACCAGACCUGUGGAUCCAGCUGCUGCCAGCCCUGCUGCCGCUCAGCCUGCUGUGUGUCUAGGGACUGCCAGCCCAAUAGUUAUUGA
Molecule: messenger RNA, 582 nt
Organism: Sapajus apella (tufted capuchin)
Lineage: Eukaryota; Metazoa; Chordata; Mammalia; Primates; Cebidae
Product: keratin-associated protein 9-2-like
Exons: 2
Coding region: 1-582 (193 amino acids)
Cellular component (GO): keratin filament
Source: RefSeq, a predicted model, not a curated record